GCAGCCAUUUUGCAUUUACGUCUGAGUGCGGCAGCGGCAGUCAACGAAGCAGGAUUUUGUGGUUUUCUACAACAAAACCUGGUUGUUUUAAACUAUUCUAAAUUUCGAACCUGGUAAUUACAAUAUAAUCUUUUUACACGAUGUCUUUGGCUGUUACAUGGUAGUGUUAAAAUAUAAAAGUGAAUAACAUGGUAAUUAUACAAUAAACAGCAGUCUUAAGGAGAGUUAGCUGACGCUAAGGUGGUGAGACAUUGGUGGCCAAGGUAGGCCUUUGUUACAUAGCUAACUUAACUUUAAUCUUAAAUGGUCCUAAACCACAAAAUAUGCAUAGGGUUAGGGUAUGUAGCAGUACAUAUAACAUCAGCGUGUUCUGUUAGUAAAACUUCAUUGUUGAAUGUUAUUUAGCUAACGCGUUUCUAAUUAUUUAAUGCUUACCGAGUAAUAUGUUUCUGUCACUGCUGAGAAUCGCUCAUAGUUCGCUACUGAUACCUUUGAGCUACUCUUUGCAUUUCAACAGUAAGUAUAUUAUUGCUUUCCUGACUGGCUUGUUUUUAAACUUUUAACGCACAUAGCUUGAAAGAUCAACGAAGGCUAGCUACCUGUAAAGUUACUUGCUAAUAUUUUAGGCGUUAUGCCUAAUAAUAACGACUAUUGUGGUUGUGGUUUCAGGAAAACUAUUUAUUUUGUUUGUAGCGCAAAUUAGUAAUUUGUUAGCAGUUUUCUAUCCCAUUAUUUCAGUGCAAGUGCAAUUUUCCAUUUUUUAAAAUGAAAGGGAGAGUUGUUCUUCAAGCUGAUCGUCACCGUCGAACAAGGGCCUUCCUGUCCAGAAUAAAUAAACAGCGCAGUUUCGGGCUCAAGAAAGUUGCAUAUUUGGUUGUUUAUUCUGUAUUUGAUACUUGAAAUACAUAAACAUGAGUUGACAGCGAGUCUAUCCACAGUCUAUCUGGACCCUUGCAACCAAAUAGCAGUUUUCCCAGGAGUCGUUAUUGGACGGAUUUUUGUGUCAUGAUGUUGUAGCUCUGUGGAAAUGUCCAGGUGUCUCCUUUGUAUUUGUGCACAAGUGUAUGUCUCUUAUUAACACCUUUUCAGUUUCCUGGGGAGUGUUUUUGAUUGAUUUUGUAGGUUUAAAACCAUCUUCUUGGCCCUUUGUGGGGAUCCCUGGAUAUGGAUAGCUUGUCCCCAUGAAAAUACAUUGGCAGAAGAUUUUUUUUUUCUCAUCAGCAUUGGUAAUCCACCACUGAAAGUCUCCUGAAGCUUGAAUAUCCUGUCCGUUUUUCCCUACUGCUAUCACCCAAUUGUCACCAAGUGUGCAAAAUACCAUCAGGCCCAAGGAGAAGCUGAGGAUUUUUUCCCGCCCAUCGUCCCAUGUUUGUCCCCUUUUUGGCACAUCAGAUUUAAGAUUUUUUGCAUCAUUUUUUUCUUUUCUGGCUGUUUAUGUCCCCUCCCCCUUUAUUUCAUUAGUUACACCAAUUAAUUAAAAAAAAAAAAAAUCCCAAAAGGACUAUAUUGCAUCCACCACCUGUAAUAUUUAACAGUCUGGCGGAGAUAAAGAUAUCUCAGAGAUGGGAUGUCAUAGGAAGACAAAUGUCUCUGGGCGACCCACCCUCUUUUCCUCUUAUCUCACGGAUCAAGUGUUCCUUCAGGACUCCUCACCACCACGGAGACACCCUACCAGCAGUAAAGAGGCAGACAGCUUCUCAGCCACCUCAGGGAGAGUCCUGUUGGCCCUGAAGAGAACCAGCUGCUGGGUUUUAAGUUCAUAACUCCAUCACCUCCACACCUUAAGACGCAUACCAUGACCAACCAUGGAGAUGACUGCUACUUCUUUUACUAUUCCACCUGCACUAAAGGAGACAGCUGCCCAUUCAGGCAUUGUGAGGCAGCUAUGGGUAAUGAGACCGUCUGUAGCCUCUGGCAGGAAGGGCGCUGCUUUCGUUCCAUCUGCAAGUUUCGCCACAUGGAGAUCACAAAAAAUCGAAAGGAGAUACCUUGUUACUGGGAGAACCAGCCAGCUGGCUGCCAGAAGCCUCACUGUGUCUUCUUCCAUGAAAAGCCUCGCUAUUUUGAUGGCAUCUUCGUCCCACCUAAUAAAAGUCUGAGCAAGAUUGAUGAACAGCUACAUGAGGAACCAGCUCCCCUGCCAGCUGCCCCUCUCCCCACCGCAGCUAAUCCGCAGCUCAGAGGUGUCAUUAAGACAGAAAUUCAGGAGCCAGUACCAAGCCCCACUCAUCCACCAGUGGUGAUUAAUCCAGCAGAUGAUGAUGAAGAUGAAGAUGAUCAAUUCUCAGAGGAGGGAGAGGAUGGCAAAGUUGGCCCUUCUCCUAGAAAGCCACCCAAGUCAGAUGACUCGCUGAAUUUUGGAGUGAGCACCCUAGAGGAGAUCCGACUGAGGAAGGCCCUGAAGGCCAGCAUGAAGAAAGCUGGUUGCACGAUUCAAAGCGCUGACACCUCAGCCACUGGAGAGAAAGAAAACAUCCACUCUUUUUUUCAGCCAGCUGUCUACGAGGCCAGAGAUGGCCCAUUUGUCUUUGAAGAAAGUGGCAGACCAAGGAGCAGUGUAUCUGACAGACUUGGAAGGAAACUACCCAACACUGAAGUUGGCUCACUGAAAAGGAGUCUGGCUGAUCGUCUGGGCAGAUUUGUGGAUGAGGAACAGUCAAUAAUGCCCCCUCACAAAGCUUUGAAGCCUGUUAAGGCACUUGUAAUUAUAUUAAAUGUAUAUUAUAUUCAUUAAAAUGCUAUUUAUUGUCCCCCGACUUUCACAACAGCUGAGACCAAGAUGGAGUUGAAGAAAGCUUCUGAGCAGAUCCGCAUCAAAACACUGGAGGAGAUCCGACAGGAGAAGGCAGCAAAGUCUCAGCCUCGGAAUGAUGGCCAUUCAGACGAUGCUUCAGAAAUUAACAAAACUGUUACUACCAAAGCUAAGGGGAUCAGGCGAGCCAUCACCAUUACAGACAGCUCCAUAGCCCAUGUCAAAAUGUUUUCUGAGAUCCUUAAUGCCAGGGAAAAAAGGCAGGAGGAGCAGGACCUCAGCCCUAAAAAGGCAAAGCACACUGUGGAGAAAGCUCCAGGCAAGAGCCAUGCUGAUCCAAACACAACAGCCCCUGGUCCUGAGACCACAAAUGUAGGGGAGGUCAGAGUCAAGACCCUGGAGGAGAUUCGCAGGGAGAAGGCAGUGAGGAUACAAGCUCAGCAGGCCCUGGAGGCUGAAAACAAGAAGAGCUCGGGUUCUGAGGAGAAUGGUGUUAAGAAGCCUCAGCUGCUGCGCAUCAACAAGUUGGCUUCCCAAAGCAACGCCACUUCAGAGAAGAGUGCUGAAGUGACAGAGAAACCACUGAAAACUCCCACUGCUGCUCCUGAGACCAGCCCUACCAGCAGUAACAAUGUCAAGGUCAAGACCUUUGAGGAGAUAAUGCGUGAGAAACGCCUUCGCAAGCAGGAAAUGGAGGAGCAGACCAAAACCUCAUCUGAAGCAAAGCCUUCAGAGAAACAAACAGCUGAUGGAACUCUGAAGAGGAAGACUCCUGCUAAAGUCAGUCUUACGCCACCUUCCUCUACUGCUCUGACCCCUGACACAACCUCCUCCACCCAAGAGUUCCCUGUUCGUAAACUGAUCCCCCUCAGAUCGAAAGCUGCUUCACUUCUGAACACCACUACUACAUCUGGUACAACAGCUACUACUGUUACAACGGUGACCUUGGCCCCUUUGAAGCAGAGCUCUUCUCCAUGGCACGGUGAGACUGAGUCACAACCACAGAGCUCCAGCGGCUUCAGGGAGGUCCCAGAAAAAAAGUCACCCAUCAAGCAGGCCAGAGCAGCUCCUCAGGGUCCUGCUGCACUGCACACUGCAAACACCAAAGUGAGGCCCAAACUGAACGUGAAGCCAUCUGUUGUGAAGCCUGCUGUGCAUGUGAAACCAGGCCAGAAGAGGAGAGGAGCAGAGCGAUCUGCUGUCGCUGCUGUGAAACCUCUGAACACCACCACCUCUGCAGUGCUGGAGGAGCCACUGCAGGAGAUGGCAUGCAGAGAUAGACAGGUGUUCCCAUCUCCCAGUGCAGAGGCUCAGUUGAGCUCUGCUGUUCCCCGUAGUCCUAGCACCUUGCCGGACUCAGGCUCCAGCUCCAGCCCUCUGAGAGAGGAGCUCCAGACGGUCCCGGUCUUCAAACAGAGUCCAAGCCAAGAAACCAAGCCAACUGUCAGUGUUGCUGCUCCCAAAGAGGCUUGCACGGUCCCACAAAGCCCAGUCCUGAGGAGUACCAAUCAGCCCAAGACACGGAGACCAAGCGCAGUUGUGUGCCGCACUACCUCCACGUCCAGCGCUGCUUUCUCCAUCUCGGGUGUGGACGACUUUGAGGAGCUGAUCAACGAGUUCACAGAUGACCAUCUGGAGGAAGACAUGGAUCCCGGCAUCGCAGAGGAUGACCUGCUGCAGGAACUGUCAGAGAUGAUUGACAGCUGAGCGCUCUGCUGAGCACAGUACAUGUUGCCUGGUUUCUUGCUCACACCCUUAUCUUGUGACUGUAUUUACAAGAAAUGAAGACCAUCGCAAUAUGUGCCAUGCAGGGUUUAAGAACUUUUUUUCUUUAAUGGUCAACUAGUUGAAAGCUUAUUGUUCAUAUUUUUUGUUCUUUACAUUUUAGGCAUCUUCUGUCAUACAAUCCUGUUCAAUUUCCUGCCCUUAUGAUUAUCUCAAGGCCCAGGUAUUAUUCCUCAGGGCUUUAUUUUUUUUAAUGUCUUUUGAUGAUCAUUGUUCCAAUGAGAAGAGAAACUGAAAAAGGCUCCCCUGCUGAGAGAUGUUGUCAAGAACACUUGAGUUUGUUAGGAUUCCUGGAUGAUGAUAAAUGCAUCAUUUUAGAGAGAAGACACAUUUGUGUACUGUGUAUGCAAAGGGAAGAGCGCGCUGAACACAGGAAUAAUGAAUUCUGCUGCACUUAACAGUAGACUGCCUCCAACUACUUGUUUGUAAAUGUAUGAGUGGUAACCUGUCCAGGGUGGACCCCAUCUCUCACCCAAUGUCAGCUAGGAUUGGCUCCAGCCCACUGAGACCCUUUUCAGGAAUAAGCGGUAAAGAUAAUGGCUGAAUGAGUGAAUGAGACCUGUUGCUCAGAUAGUUCCCAGAUUAUGACAUUUAAAUGUACCAGCAUUAAGCAAAUCCAGAACCCCAGAGGAGGUUACAAUGAAUUGUUUAAAAUCCAUCAGUUGUGUUCAGGAUAUGAUUGUUUUGUCUACCAGGUGUAUAUGGUUUAUAGAUUUUAAGUUCAGAUUUUACAGAGUACAACUUCUGCCUGUGAGUGUCCCUUAGUUGUUUGAAUAAUGUUUGACUGAAAUAUGUAUUUUUUUAAACGUUUCUUUUAUUCAGUGGACAGACUUUGAAAUACCUAGUCUGUAAUAAAUGUCUAAGUUCACUCGGGUCUUUGUUAAUGAACACCUCAGGGACUCUGAUGUUUUUUAUGUUCUUUAUAUGGAUGACAAACACUGUAUUUCAGUACAAAAAAAGCUGUGUUUAGUAGUUUUUCUUUUGUGCUGGCAUUAGUUGAUGUGUGGUCUGUGUCAUGUGUUUCUGCCCUGAACCUUUUACACAAACCAGCUGUGCAGAGUGACUUGUACAUAAUACUGUGUAAAUAAAAAUGCUUUAAUACC
Molecule: messenger RNA, 5640 nt
Organism: Monopterus albus (swamp eel)
Lineage: Eukaryota; Metazoa; Chordata; Actinopteri; Synbranchiformes; Synbranchidae
Gene: zc3h11a
Product: zinc finger CCCH-type containing 11A
Exons: 16
Biological process (GO): poly(A)+ mRNA export from nucleus
Molecular function (GO): metal ion binding
Source: RefSeq, a predicted model, not a curated record